AUGACCAAUCCACGCCCUGGCUCUCGCGACGUAGAGUCACCUUCUCUGGGCCCGAAGGUGGCUAAAGAGGAUGUGACGCAGGUUGAGACUCUGGACGAAAAGGCCACUGAGCACUCACCUGUCAUCUCCGACUUCGCAACUUGGGAUCGAGCAAGAUGCAUGAAAACCUUCUGGCGACUCUACUUGACAGGAGUUUGUGUAUCUCUUUGCGGAAUGUACGCGGGUUAUGCAAACUCUGUCAUCGGUAGCAUUGUGGCCAACAAAGGCUUCAUCGAACAAUUCGCAACAGCCAAAGAUCCCGUGACUGGGCAGAAAGCUCUCGAGCCUAACCACAUCUCGCUCUGGGCUGCUGGAUAUUUCAUUACAACUAUCGCAAUUCAAGUAGUUGCCCCGAAUACCGCUGACCGGUUUGGUCGUAAAUUCAACAUGUGGGCCGUCACGUUCUUCCUCACAACUUCGAUCAUCAUUCAAGUCUUCGCUCCAAACUGGUGGGUGUUGUUGAUUGCACGCCUGGUCGCCGGAUGCGCUGGUGGCAUGAUGGGAACUUCAGUCAUGGUGUACCUGUCCGAGGUCGCAAUGCCCCAAUUCCGUGGCGCUCUGCUCGGCAGUUUCUCGCUCGCUUUCGCCCUUGGUCAAGUGUUUCUGGCCAUCGCCCUGAAGAUUCUCGAGGUCACCUCGCCUUUGGCUUUCCGCAACGCCUUCUACUCCGAAUUCGUCUUCACAGGUCUGUGGCUUAUUCCCAUGCUGUAUCUUCCCGAAUCCCCAGCAUGGUACGCGGCCAAAGGAAGGCACGAAGAAGGUAAAAAGGCCCUUCGAAAGCUCGUCGGAAAUGUCGAAGGGUACAGGCUCGACAACGAGUAUGCCGUCAUCCAGCAAGAGGUAGAGGAGUCACAGGCUCGGGCCAAGGCUCUCGGUACUUCCGACUGGAAAGCUGUUGUCUGCAACAGAAACAAUCUCAAACGCGCAGUCAUUUCCAGCUUGCCCUUUACUUUCCAGAACAUCGUUGGUGUCCCGUUGAUGUUUGGCUAUACCACAUACUUCUUCCAGCUGGCAGGUGUCUCCGACCCUUUUCUGGGCAACAUGGUUAAGCAGAUGGUUCUCGUCGUGGGCAUCAUUAUAGGAUUCUACACCAUUGACAAGGUCGGCCGAAGGACGCUUGUUAUCGGCGGCGGCGCUAUGAUGGCCGUUCUCAGCGCAAUCGUUGGUGGACUUGGGUUUAUUAAACAGAACUCAGCGUCUGGUGCGGCCCUCGUUGCGCUUUGCUCAAUCUGGGCCUUCGUGUACGCAAACUCACUUGCGCCAAUUGGUUGGAUCAGUCUCGUCGAAAUCUCAAGCCCCCAGCUCCGGGCUAAGACAACAUCCCUUGCUGUUACAAUUCAAUAUCUCACUGGAAUCGUCUUUAAUUACUGCGUACCACUGAUGUUGUCCAAUCAAUAUGCUGGCUGGGGCCAGAAGACUGGCUUGUUUUUCGCCGGUCUUACUGUGAUCUAUCUGAUUCCCGUUAUAUUCUGGUUCCCAGAGACCAAGGGCCGUACUUACGCCGAGUUGGAUGAGCUAUUUGAGAGGCGUGUUCCUGCCUGGAGAUUCGCCUCGACAAAGACUGCUCACCAGGCAGAAGUUGAAGCUAAAGCCCAAGAGGAGAAGUAA
This is a messenger RNA of Clonostachys rhizophaga, 1647 nucleotides long. The record is from the annotation of a GenBank genome assembly. NCBI's taxonomy places the organism in Eukaryota, Fungi, Ascomycota, Sordariomycetes, Hypocreales, Bionectriaceae.